Molecule: messenger RNA, 1881 nt
Organism: Cetraspora pellucida
Lineage: Eukaryota; Fungi; Glomeromycota; Glomeromycetes; Diversisporales; Gigasporaceae
Source: the annotation of a GenBank genome assembly
AUGUCGGUUAACAAGAUACACGAAUUUUUUAAUCGCGAUCCUGAGAAUUGGAAUAUUUUGACUUUUUUGGAAGAAUGUGAUAUACCAUUAUUCAAACAAAAGAUAGAGUCGUACCUUACGUCCCUCGAAGUAAUUUCCAAUACUCAAAAAGGUCCAAAGCGUGAAAGAGCGAACAAGUUACUUGAUCAGUACAGACAGGCGAUCUUUGAGACAAGCUACGAAGCAGUGUUGAGGCGCAAGAUAUCUUCUUUCUUACGUUUGAGACUUCGAGUCAACUUGGCACUUGCCCCACUGGGCGGUCCUGAUUAUGUUUGUGCCCGAGAUUGGAAGAAGGAAAGAAGAGCUAAACCAGUCGAUGGAACCGAGGUUCACAUUCACCAAGUUACGAAUAGCUCAGUGAUCGGGAUCAAUAAUGGAUCUUUUAACGUUAGUAGAAGGCCAAAGAAAUCGACUCGAAAAAGAAAAACCAUAUGUUAUCUUGAAAGUUCAGAGGAAGAUCAUUUAUCAGAUCAAGACUACACCGAGGAACCCAAGAAAAAUAAAAAAUCAAGGUCAACCCGGUCACGUAGAAAAGCGGAGCGCGAUAGUAUGGACAAAGACGACAUUAUUAAUGAAAGUUCAGAGGAUGAAAAUAUCUCGGAAGACGUUACUUUGGUUGAAAUCAGUCCAAGUACAAUCCAAGCUCAGCCAAUUGUAACAGUAUUAAAUAAUUCAGAAGACACUUGGUGUAAAAUCGCACUAAGUACACCCCAACAAACCUCGACGUCAUUUGAUAUUUCGGCCACUUCACGUGAGUCUACACCGUGUCCAAUAAGUCAACUGGCACAACAAGUUUUAAUCAAUACACCAAACAAACCAAUCGUAACGAAAGUAAUGUGUGAUAAAUAUUCACCAUACCUGGUUUGUGCAUUCAGUGCAACAAUCGAUUAUGUUAAGGAAACCGUAGAAGUGGAAACUUAUAGAGAAAUUGAAAAGUUGUUUCUAAUGAAAAAUCGACUGGUUUUGCAAGAGUCCUUUGUCAAGAAGCUUGAAUCAAUAUUUGAGACUGAAUACUCAAAAAUUGAAUCAAAAAUCAUAGAUUUGACAAUUGUUGAAGGGGAUAACCAGACAGAAGUGGCGGGAUUCAACUUCUUUGUGCGGUACGCACUUUUAGAUUUUAUCGCAAACUUCAAAUAUAGAUCACCAAAAGUUCUAGAUCGUAACAUGUCUGAGAGAACAUUUAUUGUCGAAUGCUUAGCUCCUAUAUUUCGAGCAUUUCGAAAUGCAUUUCCAGACAUUAAGUAUGAUUGGAUUGAAAAGAACGUCACUUCGAUAAGAGAGGCCAAUAACAUGUUCGUGGAUGCUAUCAGCCCAAGAAAGACAGAUUUACUUGUUGUACGUUUGUCGGAUGGAAUGGAAAUCUUAAAUACAGAGGUAUCUGGUCCUCCGUUUAAAGCCACAAUCACACACACGGUCGGAGAUGCGAAGAAAUUGCUGAUGAUGUCCAUCUGCAGUCUUUGCAGAAUAUUUGGCGAUAACUUAGAUUGUAGCGUAAAUGAUGCUAAGAGAAUAAAGACUUAUAGCAUCCAAGUUGUUGGUGACCGGCUUACGUUGUUUUCUGUGUCAAUCACAGACCAAAAGAAGUAUUUGGCCGUUGAAAUUGCUUCUUGCAUAAUUCCAUUUUCUUUUGAUUCAAUUUCAUAUUAUACUAAAAUUUUCAACUUUUUCGCAAUAAUUCAAGAUGAAUUUAAGGAACAGGAGAAGUUGCGAAAGAAAAUCCAUUCUUCCAUUCCGAUUGUAAAUAAUGAAAAAAUACGAGAUUGGUUGUAUUUACCCAAAGAUUCCUUCUUUUAUGAUUUAAAACCUAUACCGGAGGAUAUAGAUGAAAUUCUUAUGAUAUAA